This is a messenger RNA of Talaromyces atroroseus, 741 nucleotides long. RefSeq lists its product as hypothetical. The record is from RefSeq and is a predicted model, not a curated record. NCBI's taxonomy places the organism in Eukaryota, Fungi, Ascomycota, Eurotiomycetes, Eurotiales, Trichocomaceae. The coding region runs from base 1 to 741 and encodes 246 amino acids. The transcript has a single exon.
AUGCCUGGUGGUAGAACCGCGGCCUAUCGGAACACAGGAGACGGUGAUAUAACCCCUGUUUCUAGCGUCGACCUCCAUGCGUGCAAGGGGAACUUGACUAUUGUCCGCCGCAAUAUCGAAUGGCGUGGAUCUGCUCUGGACAUUACCAACUCCAUGCAGCGAAAGGCCGUUAUGAUCUAUACCCAUGGGGUAGUCGUUAGACAGUCUCCCUGUAUGAGAUGUGUCCACGGAAGUGGCCCCUUUAAGGAGUGCGUCGUGGCCUUCAACGACCAGGGCUACAUCGCCAACGGUGUUUGUGCCAAUUGCUACUGGCUCCAUCGCACCGACGUUUGCGGCACUCGCCACAACCUCCCCUGUCAAGAGUUAUUCAACGCCGGGCUUGAUCUUGGGGAAUUUGAGGAAGUCUGCAAGGCUCAAUGCGGCGGAAUUCAUAUACGCAACAACAAUGCCCUACCCGUUCUCGCAGCGGCUCCCCCGAUGGCUCUCCCGGCAGCUCCUCAGAUGGCUCCUCAGAUGGCUACUCCUAUGGCUUCCCUGAUGCCACCCCCGAUGCCACCUGUCACCCAAACUCAAGCCGGCAACGCUACUAGCCGACACAUCAGCGGCCCCCGUCAGCGUAAGAGAAAGGCACAGAGCGUUGGACGUAACGUGAUUUCGCUCCCAGAAAGGCCAAGGAAGAGGGGACCGGGCGGAUUCCAUGGUUACCCUGCCGUCAACGUCAACUAUGGAGCGCAGAACUGA